This is a messenger RNA of Dipodomys ordii (Ord's kangaroo rat), 2155 nucleotides long. RefSeq names its product Bardet-Biedl syndrome 12 (gene Bbs12). The transcript is spliced from 6 exons. NCBI's taxonomy places the organism in Eukaryota, Metazoa, Chordata, Mammalia, Rodentia, Heteromyidae. The record is from RefSeq and is a predicted model, not a curated record. Gene Ontology annotation, biological process: photoreceptor cell maintenance; chaperone-mediated protein complex assembly. The coding region runs from base 565 to 2106 and encodes 513 amino acids.
CAUGCGUGAAGUGGGUUUCGGGUGCAGAGACCCGCGCGAGCUGGGAGAGCUGCGAGCUCGAGCCCACCCUAGCGGGGGAGAGCGGCAAGUGCUUACCAAAAAUCAUCUUAAUUUGGAUACAGUAGCCUGAUAACACAUGACUCAGAAACAGCCAGAAUUUUGAUGUUUUUAAAACCUACAUGGACUGAACAGUCUUUCCAACCUCAAUAAAUCUGACAGCCCUGUGAAGGAGAAAUCAUCUUUAAGAUGCAAUAAAAGAGUCUCAACUAAGGCAGUACCAAAUUUGGAACCAGGUCACACUAAAGGUCCUUAGACAAGACUAGACGUGAUCCUAGGAAAAGCAAACUUGGAAUGUUGAGAUGCCAGUCAAACAGUCUGACUCUGCUCUUUCGGCUAGCAAGAAGUGAAGACCACUGUGAAUGCACAGGUGCUGGUGCAGAGCAGGCAGGGCCCCGUGUCAGCCCGGGCAAAGAAGGUUCCCAACCUUGGUAUCUUCAGAACCAGCCAGUUUCCAUCCUGUGCUAGACCCAGCCUCCUGGAAGGGAAAGAAUUUGGUACCUGUUGAUGGCAGUGGCCUGCUGGGGUGUCAACAGAAGGCACAAAGGACUUCAACAGCUGUCAUCAUUUGCAGAAACAGGAAGAACUUUCCUGGGCCCCCUAAAAGCAUCCAAAUUUAUCACAGACGCUGAAUGUCAGGAGAGCGUGCUGGUCAGCUCUACCCUGCGGCUGCUGGAGAGCCUGGAUGUGAGCAGUGCCGUGGGCCAGCUCCUGAACGAGGCCAUCUUCGCCCAACAUGGCGCCCACGGAACUGGAACCACCACCCUGUUGUUUCUUGCAGGCGCAUGGAGCCGGGCCGCGGAAGAGUUUCUCCACCUGGGUAUUCCCAUUCCCAUCAUCGUGUCCGUGAUGUCAGAAGGCUUGAACUUGUGCAUUGAAGAGGUGGCUUUCCUUCAAGUGCCCGUCCACCUUGUGUUUGACCAUCUGGACAGCCCACGGGCCGUGUCUGGACUUGAAGCAGCCAGAGUGAGCCCACGUGGUGUUCCACCUCCAGGGACGGCCGUGAGACAGGAAGAUGGCCAUCUCAAAGAUGGAGCCACCCCUCCCUCGUUGACCACUUCUGGUCUCCCCGAGCAACGUGCGACACCACCGGAACCCUGCAUCUCCCAGGCUAAGGUUGGAGCAGUUGAAAGCACGCGGCCCUGCUGCAGAAGGUCGGUGCUGAGCCGCAGCCGGCACCUUGGUCGGAUGGGUAGCAGCACCUGCUCGAGCGAGCCGGGCGCAUCACAGGGCCGGGGCGCAGACCCUCCUGGGGCGCGGACGUGCACAGAUCUGGCGGAGCUGGCGGCCGGCUUGAGUCACGGCAGUGACGGCUGCAUGGCGCUCGUGGAAGCCGCCGUGCGUCUGCAGCUGCAGGACGCACGCGGGCCGCCAUUUGCCUUGGACAUCUCCAGACUCUUCACCUGCUGUGUGCCCGGCCUGCCCGACGCAUGCUCCAGCGUCUGCCCAGGCUUCGUCACGCUCGUGCCGGCAUCCAGCGCCGCGGCGAUCCAGGCCCUGGCGCGUCGGCCGGCCCGCGUGGUCGUGAUGGACGGGGAUGUCACGCACACGUACCGCCACCCCGGGUUUCACGCGCCAGGCCGGAUGCAGACCCUGGGAGGCCUCGGGGAGCACGGAGCCCGGCCGCCGGAGCCCUCCGCUCGCACGAGCCCCUCCCUGCAGGCGUACAGGCCGGCCGUGCUCCGGGGCCUGGCCGCUGGCUGGCUCCAGUACCUUUCAGCCCUCCUGCACAACGCCGCCGGCUCCUCCGCCAUGGAGGCCAACACAGUCAUCCAGCGGCAUCUGCAGCACGCGCCAGCCUCGGGCUCGCCCAUAGGGAGCGUCCUGCAUGAACACAGUCGAGGCUGCGGGUGGAUGUUCAGCCCCCGGCUUCCAGACGAACGGGAGCGGGGCUCCAGGGUCUAUGAUGCGGUCACACCUAAGGUGGAGGCCUGGCGCCGCGCACUGGAUCUGGUUCUCCUAAUCCUGCAGACCGACAGCGAAAUCAUCACUGGACACGGACACACUCAGAUGCGUGCACAGCACGCAGACGGUGUUUCAUUUCUGUAGUACUCCCCGCUAAGUCUUUGGGAAGUAAACGGAUUUUCAUGUAUCAUGC